Molecule: messenger RNA, 1301 nt
Organism: Eutrema salsugineum
Lineage: Eukaryota; Viridiplantae; Streptophyta; Magnoliopsida; Brassicales; Brassicaceae
Product: protein SYS1 homolog
Exons: 3
Coding region: 423-878 (151 amino acids)
Biological process (GO): Golgi to plasma membrane protein transport; Golgi to endosome transport; protein localization to Golgi apparatus
Cellular component (GO): Golgi membrane; trans-Golgi network
Source: RefSeq, a predicted model, not a curated record
CUCUCUGCAAAAUUGCUUGGUUGAUUUCCAGUUGAGUUAAUUAAUCGAUCUGGCGUUCGUGCUCUGCCGAUUCUGCGAAUCCGGUUUGAUCUUCCUUUCAAGUCUCGAAUCCGGUUUCCUACUUCCAUUUUGCCAAGUUACCAAUCUAGAAUCUGUAUAUCAAUUCGCAGGUGCGUUUUCGGGUUAUGCAUUUCAUCGUCUCUUAGAAUUUCGUCUAGCUCGGUGAAUCCACGAUUAGGAUUUGGACGAUCUGGGAAUUUAGUGUAUAAAUUGUUUUCGGAUGCGUAAUUUCUGCGUUAUCAACUUGUACAAAAGAAUUCCUGCGUUAUCAAGCGAUCUGGAGAUCCGAAUAUCGAUCCCCAGGGGAUUUGUGUGAGCGACACUUUUUUCUUUGUUUGCUUUCUCUUUCGCGCUGUGGAGCCAUGUUCUAUGGCACAGCAGUAUGGGACCCUUGGCUUAUUGUUGGGCAGAUCAUUUGCCUUCAGUGCUCUUACUAUCUCACUCUAGGACUCUUCAUGAUGCUUUUUCUUGGCCUUCGCGUUCCUCGCCUCAGUCUUGUCUACUUCUUCGAUUACGCUACACUCACUACUUCAACCCUCACCGGUUGGUGUGUUAUUGCCUCAUUCUUCUUCGCUUCACUCGCAGGGGCCGUGUACAUGAUAUUUGUGGUGGAACGAGCACGGAAAUGCUUAGAUUUCUCUGCAACUCUCUACAUCAUACACCUCUUUUUGUGCAUCAUGUAUGGAGGAUGGCCUUUGUCUAUGGCAUGGUGGGUUGUCAAUGGAACGGGACUCGCUGUAAUGGCAUUGCUAGCUGAGUACUUGUGCUUUAAACGCGAACAGCAAGAGAUUCCUAUGGAUCGAUUCCAUUCACGGUGACUCAUAGACUCUAAAAGAGAUCAACAAAACUCUUAACAAAUGUGAUGUACAAAGACGAAAUCGGGGGAUUAGAAGUUCAGCCAUGUUGGCAUGUCCUGUGGGAUAUUAUUGGCGAAAGGAGUUGCCACUAGUGCACCAACUCUGUCUGCAAUUUUAAUGAUUUCAAAAUUUAAGACAAUGGAAUACGUUUCUGGUUUUUUUUUUUGGUAUGAAAAACCAUUAGACCCAAUAGGUUUUGAGUGGUUGCUUUGAUGUUGCCUUUUGCUCUUAUUUUGAAUUUUUACUAAACGUUUCUGAUCUUCUCUCGAAUCACUAUUGCUUUGUGUGUUGCGAUUAGCGCCUUAUUCAUUCAUGAUUCAUCUUACUCUCGUGUUGUAGUCUUAUGACUUAUACCACCCAUGGAAUCUUCGUACACUUCAAAAU